ACCACAUCAAGAGACCACAUCAACAUCGCAUUAACAUCGUAUCAACAUUACAUCGACAUCACCAAUUCUUCGAUCGUCUCGAGUAACAUCGAGAUUUUCCAUUGAAAAUUGGGAAUCACUUAGAAAUAUCUCUUUAUUACUCAAGGACCAUUCCUAUUAUACAAUUUCUCAACACACCCCCGACUUUCCUCCCACCAGCUAUGACAGCGCGAGUUAAAGUGCUGUCCACGGCAUUUGGCAAUAAGACGCACUGGUGGUAGCUUGGGAGGGCCACUCACGAAGUCAUUGCGCCCGAGAUCAAAAUGUAUACCACUCUUCAAACUAUACAAAUUGCAGUUGCGCUUCCAUGGGCCGACAUCGCUUUCAUUGCUGGGCUCAUGAUGCUCUACUCCCGCAUCUUGUACUGGAUGGAACGCGACGACACGUACCUUUACGUCGAAGAAAUUCUCGCUCACUUCUAUCUGGUAAUCUUGGUGGUAUUCUGCGGUAUUACCUGGCUUUGGCGUGAUAUCUUGGCAGAUAUGCAGCUGGCUUUUGCCCCUUGGAUCAAGUAUGGUAGUCUUGUGAUGCCGGCGAUGGCGCAUGAGGUUGUGACGAAGUGGGCUAUCCUGGAUCGUAUGGCUCGCUCUGAGCAAAUGAAUGAUCCUAUCAAGGUGCAGUUCAUCCAUUGCCAUCAUGGACGGAAAUAUCGAAACACCGCAGACACCUCCGACUACUGAUACAACUAUUGACAGCGAUGAUGAGGACGACAAUCAAGAGCCCAUGACUUUCAAUUUCAAUGGCCCACAAUCAACAGAAGAAGUCCGUGACCAAGCAGUGCAAGAGUCGGCAUCCUUCAAUAGAAGAUCCCAGUCAGCAGAUUCCUCGCAGGAUGAAGCUCCUACACAACCAAUUUCUUUUAACUUUGGACCCCAACCAGUCGAACGCCCAGCAGCGGAUAUCAUUAAUGCCUUCACAGCAGGUUCCAGACGGCCCCAAAUGCCUGCUGGAGUUCGCGAACUUGCCGCUGCCAUUAACAAUAGAAGACGUGCAGCUACUAACAGAGAAUAUCGUGGAGUCGCCACUGCAUAUAUCGAUGAGGAUGAACGUGGUACUUAUGAUCCGAUAAAAUCACGUAGGACUCCACCAUCUCCAUUGAGAUCAGCAAAGCGGGUCAGGGUUUCCAAUGCGGUUAAUAAAGAUGGAACUCUCAAGCCCAAGAGACCUACCAAGCAGAUUGGCUUCCGAUAUGAAAUGCUGGUCAAGUUUAAGUUUCAAAGCAACAAAGCUUUGGACUAUCUUCGCACUCUUCCACCUGGUCCAUACGAAUCUCAGUCCAGCAAUGCAGAUGAAGAAGAUGACUGUUACGAUUCUGGAUAUGGGGGCUCAUUCAAACGAAAGAGAGAAGUCAAACGGCCAAGAAGACUUGGUGCCACAGCUACCAGAUCCGAUGGUCUUACGAUUGAUGGCCUUAUUGAGGGUCACCCUCAACGCCGUGGCUGCAGAUGCUGUUUUAGUCAAGGCAACGAUGAGUGUACUCUGAUUGAGCAUCCAGAUGAGUAUCCAUGCGAAGCUUGCGACGACGCUGAAACCGACUGUGUUCUUAUCAUCUCUCCCGAGUUCAAAAAGUCCUGUCUCCGGUGCAAGGGAAAACGACGAAACUGCUCAUACUCCCUUGAUGGUGGAAAAGGUGCUGAUGCUUGCGAUGCUUGCGAAGAAGAAGGCGUUACUUGCUGUGCUGAACCUCUGAGAGAACCCAGCAUUACCAGAAGAUUCGCCAAACUUCCAGCUCGCGUCAAGGGCAAGCCAACUCCAGCAGCAAAAGUCCCAGUGCGAGAGCGCAUGUAUGUUGCUUGUAACCAAUGUCGGGGUACAGGAAAACAAUGCACAAAUCGAGGCAAAGCCAAUCCGGGACCCUGCUCUAAUUGUCGCAAAGCAGGCCACUCUUGCAAGUUCGUUUAUCCACCAACACGAAUCCCCCAACUUCCAACAUCCUCAUCCAAGCCCAAGGCCAAGACUCUGUCCUCGUCAAAAGCCUACGUCAAGUCGGACUCGUCAACAUCACCUCGCGACCGUAUAGGCACACCCCACUCUCCCAACACACUAACAGCGACGAUUUACUCGGAGCUUGAAAAGAAGAACACACGCAAGGCGGAGAAGCUCAUCGCCAAAGGCAUCGCACACAUCAACAUCAUCACCUCUUUCUGCCACCCCAUAACAUUCAACUACGUUCCCGAUCCCCUCCUGAAGAAUCCCUGCUCCUGGUGCGACAACCCAUUCUUCGGACUCUGGGGGCUCGCAAGCACAUCCGGCCCACGCAGAGUUGAAGGAUUCUAUCUACCCAAUGGUGGCGGAUUUGAAGAAUUCUUCAAUGGCUUCUCAGAGCUGGGAUAUAGCAGGAGUGUGAUGUGUAUUGCGUGCACGUACGCAAGAGUAAGAAUCACGCAAUGCCCAACUCAUCGCCUUCUUGCUCUUGAUGUCAAGACCGGUGAAUUCGACCUCGACAUACUGAAUGAGAAGAAGUGGGGACUGGCUCUCCAGGCGUAUGAAGAUGGUGAUAUGAAAGGCGCGGAACUCGUUCGGAAUGCGAAGUGGUGUAGUGUCUGUCCCGCCACGGCGACGUUCAAGUGCUGUUCCCCGCAGUUCUUCGAUGAGAAUGGAGAGCCGGUUACGCCUCAGCAGCAUGCACAAGGCCAUGGACUUGAAGGAUGUGGCUUGCUUGUCUGCGAAGACUGUGCUGAUUUGAUGGGGAAACUCGUUCGUGGAGGCGCGAGGACGGGAGCUAGACAGCUUGAUACGAUGGUCGCGGAAAUUAGAAGGAAUAGAUGGCGGUAUACGGAGGGUGUCAGGGCUGAUGCGGAGUUCCUUACUUCGGGCGGGGAGUUGUUGAGGAGGCUUGGGGAGGGGAUGGGCGCUAGUGAGGGGAAGGUGGAUGAUGAGGGGGACUUUAAAUUCUCAAAAAUGAAGGGAGAAGGUGGGUGGAUUGCUAGUGGUGGUAAUGGUGGAGGUAUGAAGGAAAGGAAGAGAGAUGGCUGGAUGAAUGGAAAUGGCAAAGGCAAGCAGGCUGCUCGCAUAUCAAUGGGUGGGAUGAUCAAAGGAAAGACAACGAUGGGUACGGACGAAGGGCUUGAUGGAAGCAAGUCGAUGAAUGGAAGUACAGGACCUCGCAGUGUCUCAACGAGACCAUCUUCCUCGACGACCUCAUCAACUGGCAGUAUUUUCAACAUUACCAACGUCAAAAGCGAGCGUAAAUUCUGCACCACAGCAAAGUCAAGCCAGAGCACCACCGCAUCCAAUCGAAACCAGUCAUCACAAUACGGCAACAACGGCUCCAUGCCUCCACCCAGCUCUCGGAGCUCCCACAGCUCCUCAUUCACCAACCCUUGGUCAUCUACCUCACAUUUCGCUUCAAGCUCUUCGAGGGACAUGAAUGGUGCUGGCUAUACCUAUGGAUACGGAACUAGGAAUGAGAAUAGAGGCAUCAAGCGCGAAAAGGACACGAGGGGCGAGAUCAUGUUUGGUGGGUUGCUGAAGGAGAGGAAGGAGGAUGUUGAGAGGGCUUUUAGAGGUCAGAUGGGGUUUAUUGAUUUGACUGAGGACGACUGAGCUAUUAACCUAGGCAUGGCCGAAGGCAAUGAAAGAAAGGAAGGGAAGGGAAUAUGUCGGAGUAUCUGGACUCAACGAAUCGAUGCCAAGCAUCUCUUCCUCUUAACAGAUCGUUCAAAAAUUGAGGUACAUAGGGUGAGAAUGAGGAGCCAAGCGAUAGCAGUGGGUGACCUGGCAGCAUUUAUUUUAGCUAGGAACGAGACGCAGGGAAUUAGUCUUUUGCAGCAGGUUCCAAGAUGUGUAAGUAGCUACGACAGACAAUUCACAUCUUUUUAUAUAUACC
Molecule: messenger RNA, 3868 nt
Organism: Cadophora gregata
Lineage: Eukaryota; Fungi; Ascomycota; Leotiomycetes; Helotiales; Ploettnerulaceae
Exons: 4
Coding region: 640-3585 (981 amino acids)
Biological process (GO): regulation of DNA-templated transcription
Molecular function (GO): DNA-binding transcription factor activity, RNA polymerase II-specific; zinc ion binding
Source: RefSeq, a predicted model, not a curated record